CAUUUAUCCGAAGCCAUUUCUCUCUCACACCAGUUCCUGCUUCUCCUUUCUUGUGAAAACCACACAAGAGUUACCAACAGAUGCAAGUCUAAACCAUUGAAAUUCACUAAACUCCAUUGUUCUAGUUUUUCACUUUGUUAGUGUCAUCUGCAUUUGCUUUAGGAGUUGCUUCACCAAAAGGAAACACCUUCUUCUUGCUUUUCCUUUCCUGAUUGUAAAGAAUCUCUCUUGUCUAAUUUGGGACUUCACUGUUCACUUUCUUCAUCAGCUUGCUGUUGGAUUUGUUAUUUAUUUCUGCCAUCAUUUCAUUCUACUAUGAUCUCAAUUCCAGGUACGUCAUGAUUUUUCAAGAUUCCCCUCGAUUCUAAAGGGUAAAAGUUCAACUCUUGUAGAUUCUUCAGUUUAUGCUCUGACCGAAAGUAGAGUCUUGACUACACUUGAAGGAUUGUUAAUAUCUUGCCCCUUCAAUCAUAGUUGCGUGAGUUCUCUGUUGUUGCUGUUGUUCAUUUUUUUCCAGUUUCUCGUUCAUCUCGAGUGUAGGGGAAUUUUGUUGUAAGGUAUGGAAUUCGAGACCCCAUAUCCAACUUGUUUUGUGUCAAAUUCAAAUUGGUUUGUUCAAGAGGGUCACUACACAGAAUGGAGUAGAGAAGAGAAUAAGCAGUUUGAAAGUGCCCUUGCCAUAUAUGACAAGGAUACCCCUGACAGAUGGCUGAGGGUUGCGGCCAUGCUCCCGGGAAGAAGUGUCUAUGAUGUGAUAAAACAGUACAGGGAAUUGGAAGAAGAUGUCAGUGAAAUAGAAGCAGGAAGGAUUCCAAUUCCUGGAUAUCUUACCUCUUCUUUCUCAUUGGAGAUGGUUGACAACCAAUGUUAUGAUGCCUGCGGAAAGAAGUCUGCAACAGUCAGGAGUUCUGAUCAGGAGAAGAAGAAAGGGGUCCCUUGGACAGAAGAGGAACACAGACGUUUUUUGAUGGGACUUUUAAAGUAUGGUAAAGGGGACUGGAGAAAUAUUUCUCGCAAAUUUGUGAUCACAAAGACUCCCACUCAAGUGGCAAGCCAUGCUCAAAAGUAUUACAUAAGGCAAAAGCUUUCUGGAGGGAAAUACAAUAAGAGGAGGCCUAGUAUCCAUGACAUCACCAUUGUUAAUCUUACAUCACACCAAGAGAAGUUCAAUGAAUCUCACAUGCCCUCUGAGAAACCGAAGCUGAAUGGCAUGCCAAAAGUGCAGCUUGAAUGGAUAAAUCGCCACAACAAUAUUGGUUCACUUGUGGCUUUCAAUCCAAAUUAUGAUAUGUUGAUGUCACCUUCAUCUGGCAUCGUAUCUCCCAAGACCCUCAAAUUGCAAGGUCUGGAUUUCUAUGAAUGUGCUUUUCAUGAGACUUAUGCCAAGCUUAAAAAUCCGGGUUUCAACAAGGAAGCUAUUUUUGGUAUUCAUGCACUGUCGUGCCCGCUCUGAUCAUGUGAUGAACCACACACCAGUUCUGCUACAUAGAUAAUAUAUAGCCCUGCAUGAAUACAAGUAUAUGAACUAAGGGUACUUGUUUUAUGUUAUGAACAUAAAUAAUGUUUCAUUCCUUGAACUGUUUUGUAGUGAACCCUUUUCAAUGUUUCUUGUCUAUCUCACUCAGACAAUUAAGGUGUCUAUUUGUUUGUAUAGACUCAAUCUGCAUCAAUGUUUAUUGAAUUCCAUUAGAUCACAAGUGUGUAAAAGAUGAAGGUUUUAAAAUGUAAUUUAUUUUGGAAGCUUUUCAUUCCUGUCCAAUAUGCUAUAAAUUAAAGCACAUA
Vigna umbellata (rice bean) is the source of this 1782-nucleotide messenger RNA. The record is from RefSeq and is a predicted model, not a curated record. Lineage: Eukaryota; Viridiplantae; Streptophyta; Magnoliopsida; Fabales; Fabaceae.